Molecule: messenger RNA, 1918 nt
Organism: Culex quinquefasciatus (southern house mosquito)
Lineage: Eukaryota; Metazoa; Arthropoda; Insecta; Diptera; Culicidae
Product: alkyldihydroxyacetonephosphate synthase
Exons: 2
Coding region: 37-1815 (592 amino acids)
Biological process (GO): lipid biosynthetic process
Molecular function (GO): FAD binding; alkylglycerone-phosphate synthase activity
Source: RefSeq, a predicted model, not a curated record
GUCAGAUCUAAGUAUUCUAAAGUGUCGCAAGCUAAAAUGGCCAGUACAGAGCCCACCAAAAUAACAAGCAUUUUCCCGAAGCGUCGCCAGGAUAUGUGGCGGUGGGAUGGUUGGGGUUACAAGGAUUCGCAACUCGCCUAUCGGAACGGUACGGUUACGUUCGUCGGGGACCGAUAUCCCCUGGCCGGAAGGCUGGACAACUUUCGUGAUUGGGUGUUUGAUAUGUUCAAGAUUCACCCGUCCCAGACUAACGAAGCGGCCACACUUCCAACGGAGUUUCCAGAACCAAAGCGGAACGAAAAGUUUCUAGCUGCAUUGAAGGACUACGGAAUAGAUUUCUCAGAGGAUGGCAUGGACCGUAUCAUGAGAAGUCACGGUCAGACGUUGCAGGAUGUGCAAAAUAUGAGAGUUCACAAUUUCAAAAGACUUCCGGAUGUGGUUGUUUGGCCAGCCUGUCACGAACAGGUGGUGAGGCUCGUGAAGUUGGCGGAAGACCAUGACAUCGUCCUCAUUCCUGUUGGAGGAAACACCUCGGUUUCCCUCGCUUCAACAACACCACAAAUUUACGAUCGUACCAUUGCAGUGCUGGACAUGACGCAGAUGAAUCGCAUGCUGUGGAUUUCCAAGGAAAACAUGACAGCCUGUUUCGAGGUCGGCGUGAUCGGCCAGGACAUUGAGAGGGAAUUAAAUAAACACGGUUAUACUCUUGGUCAUGAGCCAGAUUCGCACGAGUUUUCCUCUCUUGGGGGGUGGAUCGCGACUCGUGCUUCCGGGAUGAAGAAGAAUCGUUACGGAAACAUCGAGGACAUUGUCAAACGUAUCAAAAUGGUUACGACUAAAGGUGUCUUGGAAAAACAGUUCACAGCACCAAGAUAUUCCAUCGGACCUGACUUCGACCAUGUGAUGUUUGGCUCGGAAGGAACUCUCGGGGUCAUCACGGAAGCAGUGGUUCAGAUUCGUCGUGUUCCGGAUGUACGCCACUAUGAGUCACUAGUGUUUCCCAAUUUCGAGUCUGGAGUUCGGUGCUUGCGAGAAGUAGCUGAGAAACGGCUUCAACCAACCAGUAUCCGACUGAUUGAUAACAUCCAGUUUAAAUGUGCUACUUUGCUCGAUCCAGCAGGAGGAGUUUUCACUGGCGUCAAAGAAUUUUUCAAAGAGUUUUACCUAUCGAAGUUGUGUGGAUUUGACAUUGAUCGUAUUGCAGCGGCAACGGUGAUGUUCGAGGGAGAUACCGAAUCUGUGGCCAUUCACGAAAAACAAAUAUUUGCAAUCGCUAAGAAACAUGGUGCCAUCAGAGGAGGGGAAAAGAAUGGCAAAAAAGGAUACCAACUAACGUUCGUAGUGGCUUACAUUCGGGAUUUUUGCUGGGACCUGAACAUCGUUGGAGAGUCGUUUGAGACAGCAGUUCCCUGGGACAAGUGUCUCACCUUGUACAACAACGUUCGGGCUUGCUUGAAACGGGAGUUGGCCAAACGUGGCAUUCAGUAUUACGCCAUUUCCGGUAGAGUCACGCAGAGCUACGAUUUGGGAUGCUGUGUGUACUUUUAUCUGCUGUUUAAACAUCUGGACGAUCCGGCCAUGUCGUUGAAAAUGUUCAUGGAAAUUGAAGACGCAGCGCGGGAUGAGAUACUGGCCUGUGGAGGAACUUUGAGCCAUCAUCAUGGAGUUGGCAAGCUAAGAAGCAAAUGGUAUCCGGCUGUGGUUUCCCAGGUUGGCGUUGGACUAUAUCGGGCAGUAAAGCAGGAGCUGGAUCCGAACAAUAUCUUCGCCGCUGGUAAUUUGUUAGGUGAAAAUCAGAAUGUCUCUAAAUUGUGAGGAGCAAACAGAGAAAAUUCGAUGUUUUUAGUUUUCAACUUUUGACCGAUGUUAUCUUUGUAAUUAUAAUCUGUCGAAAAGUGUGUGUUUUUAGUUUAAAUAU